AUGCCUUCAACCGUCAAAAUCGACUCUGUCACCGAAUCCCCAAUUGAGAAUAUCCCAUCCAGUCCCCCUCUUGACGACGAAGCAAACAUCACACCUUGGUCCGAAGUCUGCCGAUUGGUCGAACGCAAGAAAAAGACUAGAAUGCCAAAAGUUUUGACGCCAUUCGCACCACCUACUAGGGAGCAAGUCGAAGAAACACCCAAUCCGAUGGACAAGUAUUUCUUCUCUCCACGCCCCAAGAUAGUAAAGCGGAAGAGGGAGGCCAGUGAAUACGCACUACAAUGGGUAAACAGCCAAGAAUUUAACGAUAGUGAGCAACCUUUGGUCCAAUUUGCGCAUGCCGUAGCCAUUGAGGAGGAAGGCGGGAAACCAAAGCGUCAAAAGUGCAAUAAAGCUACCAUAAGCUUCGAGGAAGAUGAAGGAGCGGAAGAUGAGCAGAGCGGGGGGGAGGAAGAACUGGAUGAGAAUAGCCAGCACGAGGGUGAUGAACAAAUUUCAGAGGAAUAUUACGAAGAUAAAGAUGGUAACGAACAAAGGGUUGAACACGAUUAUAGUGAACACCAAGACGGAGACGACGAGUAUGAUGAAACUUCUGACGACAACGAUGACGAAGAUAACGAAGAGUCCUCCGAAUUGCUCGCCGAGAUCAAGGAGCGAGGAGCGGAGGAAGGGGCUUCGAGUGGUUCCAGUGUUAUCUCGAACUUGUCCGAUUUGACAGAAAACGAACGCAUGUAUUGGCUUUUCAAGGGAAAAGGUCUCUCUUCGAGAUACAAGCGAGAGAACUUUGCGCAACGACAAGGCAAACCAGACGGUUGGCUCAGCCGAACUCAGAAGUUUUAUCGACCAGAACGGCGAGAGGAAUUGUACCUACGCUCGCCUUGCCUAGAUAGAGGCCCGAAGAGCUCAGGAAACUAUCGGGAUCAAGACGCAGAAUGGGGGAGCUCAGAUGAAGAGCUUGUUUUUGUCCCGACCCCCCCACGUCAAGAAUCACCUGCGAAGGGGCUCCCCAAGGGCGCCGAGGAGCAAGGAGAGGGCGCUUCGGAAACUGAAUCAGUUCCAGAGUUCAUCCUAAAUAUUGCCCGAGGGAAUGCACGCGGGGAUGCCCCUCCGAAGAAGCAAGAAAACGACGACGACGAAGACAACUGGAAUUUCGUCCACAAGAUCGUUAGCGUCGAUGAGAACGAAGAGUGGAAAUAUGAGAUUAAAGUAUUCCGUAAUAACAAGGAAUAG
Molecule: messenger RNA, 1230 nt
Organism: Orbilia oligospora ATCC 24927
Lineage: Eukaryota; Fungi; Ascomycota; Orbiliomycetes; Orbiliales; Orbiliaceae
Exons: 2
Coding region: 1-1230 (409 amino acids)
Source: RefSeq, a predicted model, not a curated record